Messenger RNA from Nicotiana attenuata, 483 nucleotides. Its product is annotated as E3 ubiquitin ligase BIG BROTHER-related-like. Lineage: Eukaryota; Viridiplantae; Streptophyta; Magnoliopsida; Solanales; Solanaceae. The coding region runs from base 1 to 483 and encodes 160 amino acids. Gene Ontology annotation, molecular function: ubiquitin protein ligase activity. The record is from RefSeq and is a predicted model, not a curated record. The transcript has a single exon. Gene Ontology annotation, cellular component: nucleus.
AUGCCUCAUUGUUCGUGGGUGCCGUCAUCAGUUCCUCAUAGUAUUCUUGAUAAACUUGAUGCAGAGAUAGAAAAAGAAGAGUUUGGGGUUGACAUAUCUGAUCAGUAUAGUGUUAAUCAUUAUGUGUUUUCGGUGCCACAAUCUGAUGAUAAUCUUGAUGAUGAAAUUGAAGAAGAAAUAGAAGAAGAGGAGGAGGAGAAAGAGGAGUUUGGGGUUGACAUAGAUGAUAGUCUUGAUCAAGAAAUAGAAGUAGAAGAGUUUGGGGUUUCUGAAUAUUUAGAAACAAGAACAUAUUAUGGUCCAAUGUGUGAUGAUGAGGAGCAAGAUGCUUGUUUCAUAUGUGCAUAUGAAUAUGAAGAUGAAGAUAUCAUUGGCACACUUCACUGUGGCCAUGACUUUCAUGCAGAUUGCGCCAACAAGUGGCUACUGACGAGGAAGAAGACAUGUCCGGUUUGUAGCGAUCCAGUUUUGCCCAUUCAGUGA